UUCAAACCCACAAAAAAGCCGGCCUUCAGAGGCAAGACAAGAGUCCCCAUUCCUUCUUUCAAUCCAACCCCACCCUCUCCGGUGAUCUUCUCCGGCGUGAUCCCGGCCAUCUUACCUGCCGGAGCCCCACGCCAUGUUCAUGAAGUUCAUGGCUUUCCACCUGUGGUGUUUCCGGCGAUGGUAGGCAUCCUAACACCGACUGCUGACCUUGAAUCUCAGCGAUCCCUAUCUGGCAACCCUCGGAAAGGUGAGAUCUCUCCUUUAUAUUGCGAUCGCGUUCCCAUCGCUUUUGAUCGUGGUCUAGGUGCUUCGUUCCGAUACAUGGAUCAGAAUAGUUAUGGCUUCUUUCCUGCUCCUGCUUCUUCUUCGUUUUCCUCUUGGGGUGCGGGUUCCGGCAAGGGCACGCCAGCCGAGGGUCUCUCGAAGCCUCGGCUUGUGAAGACGAGGCGGCGCGUGCCGUCUUCUGAGGCGAAGCCGGGUUUUAACCCGUUUCAAUCGGGCGCCGACCGGAGGGAUGUCGGUGGAAUGCAGGGCUUGCCGGAACGAUUUCGGGGGUUGAAUCCGUUCGACAAAUUGCCUUCUGGUGCUGCCUCAGUUUUCAAUUCUAAUGCGAGAGAUGCGUCGGGGAGUGACAACUCGGGCAGUUUUGAGUCUGUGAGUUCUGAAAGCAACGCCAAUUCUAGUGGUUUUGUAUUUGGCGCUGGUGCAGAAAAGAGCGAGGAUUUAAAUAAAAACUCGUCUCUUGGUUCAGAUGGUAACUCAGGGGUGCUGCACCAAAUGAGUAAAGUUGACCUGCAGAGCAAUGACAAUGAGGCUGGCUGUACUACGACAAUGCUGGGUGGAAAUUCUGGCUUGAAUCAUAGCUCUGUGGCUGGUUCAGGUGAGGGCUUGUUUUCUAAGCUUCCGGAAGAUAUGAGAAAGCUGAACUUGGAGAGCUCUACAAAUGAAGAUGUGUUUGCAAAGGAAAAGCAAGCUACUAAUAGUUCAAAGGUUGAGAGGGAGAAGAAUUUUAUCUUUGGAAGUGAUAAGAAUGCGUCCGUUUCUUCUCAGUUUGGUACUACUGUAAAUUUUCCGCCAGGGAAAUGGUCUGAUGACUCUGAUAUGAGUCAGAGAUCAUCAGCUGCUUCUGAUGAUCGUCCAUUCUCUAAGCUCCCUGAAGAAAUGAGGAAGCUAAACUUGCAAAGCUCUAGUAGCCAUAAUGCCUUUGAGACUCCAAAGGACGCCGAUUGUAAUGUUAAGGUUGAUGGGGAAGGGGCUUUCAUCUUUGGCACUGACAAGAAUAUGCCUUUUUUCAAUUUUGGCAGCAAUGCACAUCACCCAGCAGAACAUAUUUUGAAGUCAAAGCAGAAAUCAUCUCUUGGCUCUGAAGACAGUCCAUUUUCUAAGCUCCCAGAGGAAAUGAGGAAGCUGAACUUGCAGAGCUCUGGUUGCCAGAAUGUCUUUGAGACUUCAAAGGAAGCUGAUCAUAAUGGUAAGGUUGAUGUGGAAGGGGCCUUUAUCUUUGGAACUGACAAGAAUGUGCCCCCUUCUUUCCAUUUUGGCAGCAGUGUCCAUCACCCACCAGAACAUGUGUCGAAGUCAAAGCAGAAAUCAUCUCUUGGUUUUCAAGAUGGUCCAUUUUCUAAGCUCUCAGAGGAAAUGAGGAAGCUGAACUUGCAGAGCUCUGGUAGUCAGAAUGUUUUUGAGACUCCAAAGGAAGCUGAUCAUAAUGUUGAGGUUGAUGGGGCAAGGGCCUUCAUCUUUGGAGCUGAGAAGAAUAGUUCCACUACUUUCCAGUUUGGCAGCAGUGUGCAUCACCGGUCGGAACAGAUUUCUAAGUCAAAGCAGAAAUCAUCUCUUGGUUCUGAAGACAAUCCAUUUUCUAAGCUCCCAGAGGAAAUGAGGAAACUGAACUUGCAGAGCUCUAGCAGCAAAAAUGCCUUUGACAUGACAAAGGAAGCUGAUCUUAAUUCUGAAGCUGCUCGAAAGAAUGCAUCCACUUCCUUUAAGUUUAGCAGCAGUCCACUUUUCCACCAAGAGAAAGGUUGUAAUUCAAGUCUGAGAACUUCACAUAGUUGCGAUGACAUUCCAUUUUCUACACUCCAGGAGGAAAAGAGGGAGCUGAACAUUGGAAACUCUAGCAAUGAGAGUGCAUUUGAGGCAGCAAGGGAAGCUGACCACUGUUCUAAGGUUGAUGGGGAGAAGAUCUUCAUCUUUGGAGGUGACAAGAAUGCAUCCAUGUCUUUUCCAUUCAUUGGUACCGUAAAAACUGAUAAUUACCCUUCAGAGAAAAGUUCUAAUACAGAUCAGAGACCAUGUUUUGGAUCUGAUGAUGGUCCAUUCUUUCAGCUUCCAGAGGAAAUGAAGAAGCUCAACUUGCAGAGCUCUAGCAUGGAGCAUGCCUUUGAGAAACCCAAAGAAGAUGAUCAUAGUUACAUGCAUGAUGUGGAAAAGGCCUUCUUUGGAAGUGCUAGUAAUUUGCCGAACUUUUUUCAGUUUGGUAACAGUGCUAAUUGCCCACAAGAGAAAAGCUCUGAUAUGGGUGAGAAAUCGACGCUUGGCUCUGAUUAUGAUCUGCCUUCAAAGGUUUCAGAUGUAGAUAGUAAGAUGGAUUUGCAGGGCUUGGGUAAUGAGAAUGGAUUUGGGUAUACAGACCAGGUUGAUCAUAGUCAAAACUUGUUUCUUGGAUCUAAUGGGAUGCCAUUUUCUGUGCUUCCAGAUGAAAUGAGGGAGUUGAAAACGAACUCAUCUGGUAACAAGGAUGGGUUACAUAAUACCAAGCCUGUUGCUCAAAAUUCUGAUACUGAUGUAAGAAAAACAUUUUUAUUUGGAAGCAGCAAGAAUGAGACCAGUUUCUUUGGGGCCAGUACCUCAGAUAAGUUUUCUGAGAAGAUGAAAGCAAGUAUUGGUGUUGAGAAGCCAUCUGCAGAUGCAAAUAGUAAAAGUGGGCACACUGCUAGCAGCUUUGUCUUUGGCAGUUCGGAUAGCAUAUCCAGUUCUAUUGGAGGAAGUUCAUCAAGCACAUUACCUACUGAUAUGUCGAAAGAGCAAUCUACAUCUAAUGAUUCACCUAUGGAUGCUUCCGCUCCCUUUCCUUUCCAAGAAGAAAAUCAGGGUGCUGGAUCAAGCUUGGGUGAGAUUCCAACAUCCCAAGGAUUUGGCCAUUCUGUGCCUACUGGAGCUAAUUUGGAUGCGCAUGAUCCCUUUAAAUUUUCUUUCCAAGCAAAAAAACAGGAUGCUAAUUCAAGCAUGGGCACAAUUCCAUCAACCCAAAUGCACACUGCUGCCAAGCCUAGUGGUGUGCCUGAGACUGCAUCUCCUAUGUCAUCCUCUUGUCAUGGUUUCCAAUCCUUUGAAACUGAGUUUUCUUUCGGGAAAAUGAAUGUAGGAUUUCAGACGCCACAUGUGAAAUUCAAAACAACGAACCAGGUCAACUCUUCGUUUUGUGAGAAUUUAUUUGCUGGCGGAUGUCAAAAAGUGGGGUUUGGUUUAAAGAAGGGAGUUUCUAAAGCUACACAACUAAAAAAAAAGAGAGGGAAGUUAAGGCAAUCUGCAACAUUUCGGCAAAGCAAUGAUGAAAUAUUCAUAUCAAGGGAAAACAUUUCCCAGGACAACCCAGCAGCUGAUUCUUUGGGUGAAUACUCGCCCAUGGAUUACUCUCCUUACCACGAUAAGUUAGCUACUGAUCAUUGUUCGAGUAGGGAAGCCUCAGCAGCAUCAGAUGAACCUGUUCAUCUUCCUUCACAUGUGUCAAAAGAUACUCAUUCAAUUCCUGUUGAUGAUAGGGACAGAAAUCUCUUUUUUGCUGCUCAGCAGUUAGAUAUUAGUGAAGGUGACCUAAAACAUGUUUUAAAUAAUUAUAGUUCCCAAGCACAAUUUGAGAGUACUUUUCCUCUGGGAUCUGCUUUCACAAAUGUGCAAAAUUUGGAAAUUGGGACAGGAAGCUUUAUGCCAGAAACUGAGGGUGGUGUAAACCUUACAAAUGACGCUAGAGCUGCACCAGCAAAUGAGGAAAGUUUUCCUUUUAGCACAAACAUUGAUGGACCACCUAAUGAGGACAGAGCAUAUAUUUUUGAGUCCCAUGUACCAGAUUCUCGUGAAUUAAAGUUCACUUUUUCUGCAUCAUCUUCAACUCAAGGACCCUUGUUUUCAUCUAAGCGGCACUCGAGAAGGAAAGAUAGGAUAAAAGCUGAUAAGGAUUUAUGUAAUUUUACUCUGGAUGCCAAAAUUCCCUUCCCUCCAAAGUUUUCUCCAGCUUCCAGCAUAUCUCAGGUCACAGCUCAUGCACAGGGCGAAAAAGAUAAUUCUGAUGCAUUAUCUACAGAAGAUGAUAACAUGGUAGAAGCACAUGCAAAAUUAGAAUCUAGGCAAAGGUCCACCUCAACGGCUGCUGUGAGCAUUGCUGCACAGGAGGCAUGUGAGAACUGGCGACUCAGGGGGAACCAAGCAUAUGCAAAUGGACAUCUACCUAAGGCUGAGGAGUACUAUACUCGAGGGAUAAAUUCCAUCUCUCCAAAUGAAACUUUACAAAACUGUCUUCGAGUGUUAAUGCUGUGUUACAGCAACAGGGCAGCGGCACGGAUGUCUCUUGGAAGAAUGAGAGAAGCACUCAAUGACUCUUUGAUGGCUGCUGCAAUUGAUCCAAAUUUUCCCAAGGCUCAACUUAGGGCUGCUAAUUGCCAUUUAGCACUGGGAGAAACUGUAGAUGCAGUGAAGCAUUACCAAAAUUGCUUGCAGUUGGAUAGGACAGGAGAUGUAGAUCAUAAAAUCUGUAAGGAGGCAACAGAUGGCUUGGGUAAAGCGCAGCUAGUGGCGGGGCAUAUGGAGCAGUCUGAAAACAUAUUGAUGAAAAGAGCCUCUGUUGAAGCAAAAAGAGCCUUGGAAUUAAUAUCUGAUGCUCUCUUAAUAAGUCCGUUCUCUGAGAAAUUGCUGGAAAUGAAGGCAGAGGCUUUAUUUAUGCUCCGGAAGUAUGAUGAAGUGAUUGCUCUAUGUGAAAAAACUCUAGAUUUGGCGGAGAAGAAUGCUUUUUCAAUUGUGGCUGAUGGCCAACGGAAGGAUAGAGAUACAAUUGAAGGCAUGAAAAGUUCUACUGUGAGGCUUUGGCGGUGGCAUCUUAUUUCAAAGUCAAAUUUUUAUCUAGGGAAACUUGAUGAGGCUCUUGAAUUACUUCAGAAACAAGAACAAAUUCAACCUAUAGCAGACAAGUAUGUGGCCAAGUCUUCUGAAUUGUCUGCCACCAUAAGUGAAUUGCUACGCCUAAAAUCUGCUGGGAAUGAAGCAUUUCAAGCUGGAAGAUAUUCGGAGGCAGUGGAGUCUUAUACUGCAGCACUAACAUUAAAUAUUGAAUCACGCCCAUUCACAGCUAUCUGUUUCUGUAAUCGGGCAGCUGCAUAUCAAGCCCUUGGCCAAAUCACUGACGCCAUUGCAGAUUGUAGUCUUGCAAUAGCCCUUGAUACUAGCUAUGCAAAGGCGAUUUCCAGAAGGGCCACCUUGCAUGAGAUGAUCAGAGACUAUCAUCAGGCGUCUAAUGAUCUCCGUAGGCUAAUGUGUCUUUUAGAAAAACAAUCAAAUAAAGAUGAUCAAUCUGGAACUUUGAGAAGAUCAAAUAGCAAUGCUAGUGAGUUAAAAAGAAUUCAACUGCGACUUUCUAUGAUGGAAGAUGAAGCUAGAAAAGAAAUUCCAUUGGACAUGUAUCUGAUCUUGGGAAUAGAAUCCUCAAGUUCAGAAGUAGACUUGAAGAAGGCUUACCGUAAAGCUGCAUUAAGGCAUCAUCCGGACAAGGUUAGUCGGUUUUUUGUAAGAAGUGAGAAUGCUGAUGAAGGUUUUUGGAAAGAAGUUGCUGAUGAGGUGCGUACAGAUGCUGAUCAACUUUUUAAACUCAUACACGAAGCAUACACCACGCUAUCAGAUCCUACAAAGCGUCUACAAUAUGAUACCGAAGAAGAGAUCAGGACUUCCAUAAAGAAGGGUUAUUGUGGAAGUGGCAAACCAAAAGCCCCUACCGAUAAAUAUAGCAGCCCAUAUGAGAAGAGUACCAACCGACGUCAAUGGAGGGAAGGGUGGAAACCAUAUGGAAGUUCUCAGUACCAAUGGUCAGACUCUUCUCGUUCAAACUUUCAAUACUAAUUUGCUGAAAACUUGACUUAUUACAACAGUUGAGCUAAGUCAUUCUAUUCAACGUAUAAAUCCGGUUUGCCUUUUGUUUGGCCACAUUGGUUCCGGCUUUCAUUUGAGUGACCUGAAGGGUAUUAUAUUGUGGGACAACCAUUGAACCAUCAGUGGACUUAUAUUCUCAGAAUCAGUCAAUCAGUGCGCAUUGGUUAUUCUUUGCUCGAAGGUCCAUGAGUUCUUGAUGUUGAUGGAACCGGAAUAUACGAGUUUCUGGAGUUGUAAAUUCACGGCAUGUUGACUAACAAGGAGAUUUAAGUUUGAUCCUAAUUUUUCUUUGAAGCAAUGGUGGCGUUUGCCGAGUAAACAUCCUGGGGGUAAAAAAUGGGUCUUGUUUUUGUUAUUAAAAAGGAAGAUUGUAGGCAAUUUUUUCUUCCCUGGUCAUUUGUCUGGUCUGGGUUGUCAUUGUUUUGGUGUUGUGAUGGAGGAAUGUUGUUGUGGAAGUGAAGCAGAAAUAGAUGUUUGUAUAUUUGGAUUGAAAUCAUUGAAUUGUACAUUAUAAUAUCUGGUUUUUCAUUUGUUUUC
This is a messenger RNA of Dioscorea cayenensis subsp. rotundata (Guinea yam), 6672 nucleotides long. RefSeq names its product serine-rich adhesin for platelets-like. Gene Ontology annotation, molecular function: protein binding. The record is from RefSeq and is a predicted model, not a curated record. The transcript is spliced from 12 exons. NCBI's taxonomy places the organism in Eukaryota, Viridiplantae, Streptophyta, Magnoliopsida, Dioscoreales, Dioscoreaceae. Bases 178 to 6105 code for a protein of 1975 amino acids.